This is a messenger RNA of Brassica napus (rape), 2373 nucleotides long. RefSeq lists its product as uncharacterized. Gene Ontology annotation, molecular function: cysteine-type peptidase activity. Gene Ontology annotation, biological process: proteolysis. The record is from RefSeq and is a predicted model, not a curated record. The transcript has 8 exons. The coding region runs from base 1 to 2373 and encodes 790 amino acids. NCBI's taxonomy places the organism in Eukaryota, Viridiplantae, Streptophyta, Magnoliopsida, Brassicales, Brassicaceae.
AUGAAUCUCAGAUUCCACCAUGUGAAUUACCGGAGAAUCUUUGCAAUCGGAGAAGAACCAAGCAGGGUUAGGGUCACCGCAUACCGUAAACCAUGCGCUUUGAGGCAUAUUUUCAACGCCCUAGAUCCCGACGAAGUUGAACGGAUUCGAGGAUCGCAAUUUGGAAGGUUAUUGGAAAUAGCCGACAAACCAUCGUUCUCAGGGAGGUUUGGUAGAUAUAUUAUAUCUAGACAACUUAAAGUGUCGAAGAAGCAUGAAGCAUGGUUCGUCUUUGCCGAAAAACCGAUACGAUUUUCCCUUAGAGAAUUUGCGAUUGUGACAGGAUUAAACUGCGGGAGAUUUGCCAAAAGGUCUAAGAAGAGAUGCAAGAGUCAUAUAACGGAGAAACCAUACUGGGGAGAACUGUUCGGAACCCUUAAAGAGGUUCCUGUUUCAUCUGUUGUGAGGAUGUUGCAGAAGAAGACGGUGAAUGACAAGGAAAUUAGGCUGAAGUAUGCAUAUCUGUCAUUGCUGGCGGCUGUCAUAUUGCCGACGACCCAUACACCACGUAUUUCUCAUGACCAAGCUGAGUUAAUCAAAGACUUGGAUGCUUUUCUUGCAUUUCCUCGGGGGCGGGUUUCUUUUGAUAUGCUUAUGACCAGUAUUAAAGAGAGGAAGGAGGACGGUAGUUCUUCUGGAUCUGAAGAUGAAUCUGGAGAAGCUGACGGAGACAUUCUGGACGAUGACAAAUCAGACAAAAAGAGCAUUCACCCUGGGCAUGCUCGUGACAUAGACUCUGAGGGAAAGGCCGUCGUGCAUUCUAUUAUUCCUGAUGACAAUAACAUUGUCAACACAGCUGACGGCGUUGCUUGGUCAGACGACAAGGACGAGACCAUAGUGGAAAAUUUGGUUAACUUAGUUGAGGAGCGGUUUCCGUUCUCACAAACUUGCUUUCCUGGUGGUGUAUCUAUAGUGGAGGCAUUUAGGAUGCGUGACGAGGCAAAGGCGGAAGCUGUGAACCGAAAGAAUAGCAAGCCGAAGGCGACAUCUUCGACCAUAAUCCAAGAAGGUGUUGACCCUGAGUUUUUGGCGUCUAUGGUUAGGGAUAAGAUGAAGGGAGACGUCAAUCUUCUGGACGCAAAAAUUUCUAAAGUUGACGAAACAUUAAUCUCAUUCCAAGCAGAAAUUAUAGAGAGUCUUAAAGAAAUUGCUUCAAAAAUCGAUGCAAUUGUUGUCAAGAUGACCCUCAUUGGUGAAGACCAGCCAUCUCAAUACUAUGUUUCCGCGGUGAAUGCUGGCACACAAACCACUGAAGAUAUAUCGACGAUAAUCAAUAACGCUGGAAGUGUUGGGGGAGAUGGAGUUCGAGGUGGUUAUGAUAAAGGGGUUAAUGGUGUCGAUACCUUAAGGGGUACCAACGAACUUGAAAGAAAUCACCAAUUCCGUCAAUGCGACCAGUCAAAGGCAUCCGCUGCAGCCACUGCUCCAGGUCAAUCUACUGAAACAGCGCCUGUUAACCGUUCAGAGCCGACCCUUGCCCCUGCUUUGAUAUUCCCGAAGCCCACAUUCUCUCUUGGUUUAACUCAGGAUCAUCGCAUUGAAAUGGAAGCCGUAAUGGUGGUAGUCUCGCUGCAUUGGAAGGUGGUUGUAAAGACGUUGGUGUUGAAGCAAAGCUCAGUCACAACAUUAGCUGGCACUGUCGACAGCGAUGAACUUUAUGGGAUUGUUGAAAGAUCUACCUCGCUGUCUGCAAAGUUUGUUGUAAUUUAUGAGCAUGUUGUUGAUGUUCUUAUCAACCACAUUAGUUCCUUGUUUCACUCUCUUGCACCAGCAAACCAGAAGACUUCUUGUGUUUUCCUCGACACAGAGUUCAUAUCUAUGUUGUCGAAGACGUCUACAAAGUUCUCUAAGGUGUUGAAGAAAGUUAGCUUCAAAUUCCCGAGCAAUGUCGUUGCAUCUAUUCCUGCGGAUGUAGCAUUUGGUGAGGCAGACCGCUUCUAUUUCCCGUUUAAUCUCGACAAAAAGAAUUGGGUCGCUAUAUGUGUAGAUUGCACAAGCUGGACCUUGUCUGUCUUAGACUGCAAUAUUAGCCUGCGGAGUGACCAGAUGAUGAUCAAGGAAGUUGGACCACUUGCUCAGAUGUUCCCCUUUUUGCUUACUCAGAUGGGAAAACAGUGUGGUUGUCGUGAAGGAAAACCGAUGGCGGUUGACAGGCUUCGAAGCAUUCCGCAGCACAACACGAUAAUGGAUUCAGGUGUUGCAUCAGUUCUUUUUAUCCUAGCACACGCUGUUGCAGGGGUAGAGGCAUGCAAGUGCAUAACAUCUGAUGUCAUCACAACAGAAGUGGAGCGCUUACUAGUCACACUCUAUGAAGGGAAUGUCGGUCCGCUUUGA